UGUUCGCCUGAGUAAAUCAAAUAUCCGAUGAUCAUGAACGCAGCAGGGAUGCUGCUGCUCUGUGUCCAUAUUACCUUGGUUAGCAGGUUGGAUGCUAGCAGUGCAUACACUUCAGUGAGGCUGAGCUUCACGGGCAUGACACAACCGUUUUAUGAUCAACCUGUUCUCUCUGUCAUAUUUCUCGGCUGUCCACAAUAAAGGACUAACAUCCACACGUGGGCAGACAUGACGACGCGUUCCGAAAGAGAAAAAGCCCAGAAACUGAAUGAGCAGCAUCAGGCCAUUCUGUCGAAACUGCUGAGAGAGGAUGAGAACAAAUACUGUGCCGACUGUGAAGCAAAAGGUCCUCGCUGGGCCUCAUGGAAUCUCGGGGUGUUCAUGUGCAUCCGCUGUGCCGGCAUCCACCGCAACCUGGGCGUCCACAUCUCCAGAGUCAAAUCUGUCAAUCUAGACCAGUGGACCCCAGAGCAGAUUCAGAGUAUGGUGGACAUGGGUAACGGUCGGGCCAAACAGCUGUAUGAAGCCCACCUUCCAGAGAACUUCAGUCGGCCACAAACUGACCAGUCUGUGGAGGUAUUUAUCCGUGACAAAUAUGAAAGGAAAAAAUACUAUGACAAGGAGUCCGUGGCUACAGCUUUGAAGUCAGGUGAAGGUGCUCCUCACUCCAACUCACCAUCCUUCCAGGCUGACAGGAGCAAACAGGAGAAAGAGCAUGAAAAGAAGAGAGAUGAGAAGAAAAAAGAGAAGGACUUAGAAAAAGCUGAUCGACACAACGUAAAGUCGGAGUCGAGAGCCAGUCCCAAGAAAAAUCAAGAGGCAGCUGUGGACCUUUUGGGCUUGGAUACUCCAGCCAGUCAAGCAAAAGGCUCACCGAUCAAUGAUGAGCUGGACAUCUUUGGACCAAUGGUCUCCAACCCUCUCCCGUCCUCCAACAACACGCAACAGGCGAAGAGAGCACCUCAGGCAUCAGAUCCCUCCACCUCUUCAUCUUCUUCCUCUACCUCCACCUGUACCACCACAAGGGCAGUGGAGAAAAAGCUCUUAUCUAAAGACUCCAUCCUGUCUCUCUACGCCAGCAGCUCAGCGGGCAGUCAGCCACAGAGCCAGCAGCAGCCCGCUACUGGGCAAGGCAUACACAUGGGCCCGCCUCACAUAACACAGCAGGGCUUCAACAGCGCCAUGAUGGAAGGAGGGGCCAUGACGUCAGGCAUGACUCGAGCUAACGGCAGCUACGUGGACAUGCGGCAGAACACACACGGCAUUCAGCAAGGACAGUGGAGUGUGGGCCAGCUAUCCCAGCAGAUGUCAGGCAUGGCCACAAAUGGAGGCGCACCCCCAUCGGGCACCUCUGCAGCCAGUUGGUCCGCAGCGCCAACAGCUUCUGGACAGACCCUCAGCACUCAGCUGUGGAAGUGACGAGUCCGCAGUCCAGAAAAUUUGUGGUGCGGCCUGUGGCACCUACACAACAACGAUUCCUCCACACCAUCCUCAAGGUUUCCUUUACAAUGGCAAGACAAUACAGGCAGGUUGGGGGUGGGGCGGAGGGGCGGGGGGACCCGGCAGCCGUCAUGUUUUGUCUUAAUUGGAUCUCAUUUGGAUUUCCUGUUGGUGUUGUGUGAAGAGUAGGUACAGUUUCAGUCCAAUAAACAAUAGAGAACACUGCUGGACAGAGUAUCCACUAAAGUAAUGUUAUAGUUCUAUAAUAGCAUUUUAAAACUUAAUAGAUAGUAAAUAGUCAUUGAGUGUUUACAGUAGAUAUGGUUCCCUUGUCGUGGUUUGUCUCUUCGCUGUGCUGCGUAUGUUAUACUCCUCCCACGCCUGCCCUCACCUUCUUUCGAGCCAGCAGAGCAUUGUGCGCCGCUAAUAGUCUGACCAGUCCUGUAAUUUGUGUGAAAAUGCGGUGUAAACCCCAGAGCCAUCGCCGGCGGUCAGGUCAGUGAGUCAUCUCCCAGACACUUGUUGCAUACUAAUUUGUUAAUCAUGCUCAAUUACAGAAUUACAAAAUUGGAGGAUAGAAGAACUGAAAUAUAACAGUUCUGCAGUGAUGGACAAGGAUGCUUAUACAGUAAAUCCAAAACAUGAAGUCGCUACAGGAAAGUUUUUGUUUUUUUUCCCUUUAAUUUUUUCUUGAGAUUCACUUGGAAUUACAGUGGAACCUCAAAAUUGAAACUUGUAGGUCUGACUCUGAGGUCACACUGUUUUGAAACCAUCAACUUCUCAAAAUCCUCAAAGUCACACAAAUGUGGAGGUCAAAUCACAUGAGAUGUCACACGAGAGUUCAUCUGAGUGAGCAUCACAAAGAUUUUGUGAUUCCAUCACCGGUGCCCUUCUGUGAUGGCAAAGAUGAUAACAGUGAAAGACAAUAGAACUGAAAAUGGACGUGUCCGAAAAGCAGUAAACGCAUCUCUAUCGUGACAACUCAUGACAAUGCUUAAUAAUAAAAAGCAACAAUGAAAAGAACACCAAAAUUGAGCUGUCUUGGCUGCACACUAAGGCAACGCAGUGCCUUGUUCUGGCUCGGUCUCUUAUGCAAAUCAGUCAGUCAUUCAGUGCACACAUCUGUGUCGACAAACAUACGACGGCGUAGUCAACAAUAAUUAGACUGUAAGAGAAAAAGAGCGAUGCGUCAUCGACUUUCAAGUGAUGUGUGUGUCAGCUUUAUGCAUUGCCCCGACUUGACUCCCAGCGUUCAUUACUGCGUGGUGAAUACACAUUUUAUUAUGUAUGUUUUACAGAUAUUUGUUCAUAUCAUUGAGGUUUUAUAUCACAAUGGCCAUUUAUUACGGUAGAUGGAACCAAUGCAUUUAAUUUUUCAUAACUUUCUGUUUUGGAGGACUGUAUAUGCUCGAAUUGACAAUUGUCAUCUUGGAACAUAUUGCGAUCGCUCGACGUUGAGCAGAGUGUUUCCCAUCUGCGGAGUUGUAGUCCAGAAAGCCUGCUGUGCAAUGUGAAAUCACUCAAAACCGAUUCCAUUUGUAAAAUGAUAAGAAUGCAGUCUUAGUAGCUCGCGCACCGCAUUGUCCACCAUCAGCGCGUGUGCACUCUAUUAUUUUGACCAUGCAAUUUUGCCCCCUCUAAUCGAGAUCUAAGUAAAUCAGGCGUUGACAGUGAACAAAGUAUCCACUGUUGGGUUGUCCUAAGCUAAGGUCUCGUAGGAGUUUUCUGCGGCCAUGUUGCAUGUUUCGUUUCUGAAGCAAAACGCCAGGUCUAGCGACUGGGCUCCCAGCCAGUAAAGUCAUUCCUUUUGUCUGGAGACCUCUCUUGCAUUCCUGAAGGCAAAUUAAACCACCGCAGAAUCACCGCGAUUCAUCUCGGUGCACUUUAAAUACCGCUGAGCGAGCGCUGUAUCUCUGUAUAUUGUGUUUCUGUCUCUCAAGAUUGUCGUCAGGGAACAGAUAAGUGAAACGUGUAUUUACUUUCAACUGUAAGACAUCUACCAAAUCUCCUCCCUUCCAUAACAAUGCAGUUUAAAAUCCAUAGGUGAGUCUUCACCCAUUGUUCUGCCCUCCCCCUUUUUUUUUUUAUUGUGUCCAUUGUUGCGUGCUGUACAAGAGAAGCACAAUUAUUGUGAAGCAAAUAAACCCGGAUGACCAAUGAUGAUGAUGGUGACCUGUAUGAAAAAUUUUGGACUGGUCCCAUCGUUGCUGUUGAGUUCAUGUUGAGAUUAAAAGCAACAGUAUAAAUGCACACACCAGCAAAAAAAAAAAAAAAAAAAAAAGGUGAAAAUAAAUUCACUGCCACACCAAUGCAGGGAAUUACAUUCACUUGUCACAGGGUCCCUCUGCCAUGCAAUAAAUAUUCAGCAUUAGGCAUAAAAUAAAUGUGACUCGUGUGGAUGACACAUCAACACAUGACAUGUCCUCCAGGUUUAUUUACAUUUGUGUUUACAUUUUCUGGUGCCUAAUACAAAACGUGUGUCUGUAACAUCAAUUUGUCCAUGUUCAUUAUUGUCCAAAGGCAAAAAUUUCGAUGUGUGAGUAGCUUUUUGUCAUUUGGGAAUUCCGUUGGCUUUGUGUUGGUCCCAGAAUUUACCAGAUCACCCGGAAUAAAGGAUGUUGAAUCCCAGAUGCAAUUGUGCAUAUGUA
Messenger RNA from Hippocampus comes (tiger tail seahorse), 4085 nucleotides. RefSeq names its product stromal membrane-associated protein 1-like. Gene Ontology annotation, cellular component: cytoplasm. The record is from RefSeq and is a predicted model, not a curated record. The transcript has 11 exons. Gene Ontology annotation, molecular function: GTPase activator activity; metal ion binding. Bases 226 to 1416 code for a protein of 396 amino acids. Lineage: Eukaryota; Metazoa; Chordata; Actinopteri; Syngnathiformes; Syngnathidae. Gene Ontology annotation, biological process: regulation of clathrin-dependent endocytosis.